Molecule: messenger RNA, 561 nt
Organism: Plasmodium gallinaceum
Lineage: Eukaryota; Apicomplexa; Aconoidasida; Haemosporida; Plasmodiidae
Product: conserved Plasmodium protein, unknown function
Exons: 4
Coding region: 1-561 (186 amino acids)
Source: RefSeq, a predicted model, not a curated record
AUGUCUAUAUUAUAUUCCAUAUUCCCUAUUUUAUUUUUUUUUUCAUUUAAUAAAAAAAUUUAUGGCUUAUCAAAAAUAAUAAAACCACAUAUUAAUGUCUACUACAAAGAUUAUUCUGAAAAUUUACCAAGUGAUGAAAAAGACAAAUUAAUGAAAAUAUUAUUAGAAAAUGAUGAAAAUGAAGAAAAUGAAAACAUAUCAGAGAAUAUGAAUAUAGAAAAAAUGGAAGAAAAAGAAAAAAAUUUAGAAAUAUUAAUGAAAGAACAAGAAAAUUUGUCAAAUAAAAUAUACAAUGAAUUAAAAGGAUAUAUUAAAAGAGACAGGAAUAUAUCUAUUAAAUAUGUUCAUGAUGAAGAAGAUUUUAUCUCAGAAGAUAAAAAUAAUUUAAAAAAAGAUGAAAAUAUUUUAAAUGUUGAUACAGAAAUUAAUGGAUCUUUAGAUUCAUUACAAGCACCAAUAGUGAUGAUUAAAAUUCCAUCAGUCAAUAUUUAUAAUCAAUUUGAAAUACAACGUGAUAUUGGAAAAUUAAUAGAUUUAAAUAAUGAAGAAUUGUUCUACUAA